Molecule: messenger RNA, 2643 nt
Organism: Stegostoma tigrinum
Lineage: Eukaryota; Metazoa; Chordata; Chondrichthyes; Orectolobiformes; Stegostomatidae
Product: solute carrier family 22 member 6-like
Exons: 10
Coding region: 74-1768 (564 amino acids)
Biological process (GO): transmembrane transport
Cellular component (GO): membrane
Molecular function (GO): transmembrane transporter activity
Source: RefSeq, a predicted model, not a curated record
CUCCGUCAGUGUCACGAUCUCUCGCUCAGCCCCAGUCCUUCUCCCGCAGCGUCGCCUUCCCUGAGCCGUGACCAUGGGCUUCGGCGAUGUCCUGGAGAACGUCGGGAGCAUGGGCAAGUUCCAAAUCGUCCACGUUUUGUUGCUGUCAUUCCCGGCCCUGAUACUGACCAUGCACAACUUGCUCCAGAACUUCCUGGCUGUUGUCCCCGACCAUCACUGCCGGAUCCCUUGGGAAACGGUGAAUGGCUCCAGGCACGCCAACGUGACGGACAGGGCGCGGAUGGAGGAUCUUCUCCGGGUUUUCAUCCCUCUGGACCAGAACCAGCGGCCGGAGAAAUGCCUCAUGUACUCCUCUCCUCAAUGGCACCUCCUGGAUCUCAAUGGGACCCAUGGGAGCACAGCUGAAUACCACACACAGAAGUGUACGGACGGGUGGACCUACGAUGAAUCGAAGUUCAAAGCCUCGACAGUAACAGAGUGGGAUUUGGUCUGCGAUCAGAAGUCUCUGAGAUGGAUCACGCAGUCGAUCUACAUGUCUGGAUUGCUGGUGGGAGCCAUAGUGCUGGGCAGGCUCUCCGACAAGUUUGGGAGACGGACGCUCCUGCUGUGGUCGCACUUCCAGAUGGCGGUGUCUGGAACUUGUGCUGCUUUCUCGUCCUCCUAUCCCUUGCUCUGCUUCUGGAGGUUCCUCUGCGGAGUUUCGACAUCUGGGCUGAUUCUGAACGCUUUCUCCCUGCGGGUUGAAUGGGUCCCAACAAGAUUUCGAACUUCUGUGGAAAUGAUUAGCAAUUACAUUUACACGACUGGUCAAAUGCUGCUGGCUGGUGUAGCCUAUGGAAUCCAACACUGGCGCUGGAUUCAGUUCUCACUUUCAGUCCCAUUUUUCGUCUUCUUCCUUUAUUCCUGGUGGUUCUCCGAGUCCGCUCGCUGGCUUAUUCUGAAUGACAAGGCCGAUGUAGCUCUGAAACAGCUCAGGAGGGUGGCCAAGAUGAACGGCAAGCAGGAUGAAGGGAAAAAGCUCACUGUCGAAAUUCUCAAAUCGAGUAUGGAAGAUGAGCAGCUAACAGCUAAGAACAAGCACAGUGUGCUCGAUCUGUUUCGGACUCCUGUCAUACGCAAGAUAGCUUGCUGUACCAUGCUCGCUUGGUUUGCAACGGGUUUUGCGUAUUAUGGGUUGGCAAUAGACCUGCAAGGAUUUGGAGUUGACAUUUACCUCAUCCAGUUCAUUUUUGGGGCCGUCGACAUUCCCGCAAAGUCGAUCUGUUUCAUUUCCAUGAGUCUGAUUGGAAGGCGAUUCACACAGAGCACAUCCCUUAUUCUUGCAGGAUGCAUCAUUGUGGCAAACAUCUUCAUCCCAAAAGAGUUAAAGACCUUACGCACAUCAUUCGCUGCGAUUGGGAAAGGGUGUCUCGCUGCAGCCUUCAGCUGCUGCUACCUCUACUCAGGCGAACUCUACCCAACCGUGGUCAGGCAGACGGGGAUGGGGCUGGUGAGCACGAUGGCUCGCGUGGGGGCCAUGAUAGCUCCUAUUGUAAAGCUGAGCGGUGACUAUAUCUCAUUCCUGCCAUCGAGCAUUUACGCCGGGGUAGCUAUAAUCGCUGGCUUCGCUGUCUUUCUCCUUCCCGAAACACGGAACACUCCUUUGCCAGAAACCAUCGAAGGAGUUGAAAACAGAGCAAUAAAAACUUCUGGAAAAGGCAAGGACCCAGAGAGGAGAGAUACCUCACUCCAGGAACUCCACCGAUCACUGAUGAAACAGACUGUGUGACCAGGUGCAGCUCACUCCCAGCUAUCAGCCCUCUGAGCGAAGAAAUGAUAACAGGCGUUUUGUAAUCCAUGCCCACUUUUUCACAACACACGUUUAAUAAAACCUUCUCAACUAUCAACAUUUCCAAAUUGUACUUUAAGCACUAGAUAACUGAAGCGAUAAGAUAAAUCUAAACAAACGCAAGCAAAUGGCAGCCUCAGUCCAGAUUCCAGUCUGUUUCUUAAGAGAUAUUGUUGUGUCCUCCUGGCUUAAUUGUUAAAAAAUAACUUUGAAUUGAAAACACUGAACUGAGAUCAAUCCUUUUGAUGUUGAUGUGAUUUAUUACUGUCACGUGUACCUCGGUACAGUGAAAAGUCUUGUUUUGCGUGCAGUACAGGCAGAUCAUACCAUACACAGUGCGUUAGGGUAAUAGAACAGAUCGAGGAGUAUAAUGUUACAGCUGCAGGAAAGAUACAUAGAGAGUCAGACCAACAUUAAAUUUAAAACGUGAGAGGACGAUUCAGAAGCUGUUCUUAAAUCUGUCGGUACGUGUGUUUAAGUUUUUGUAUCUUCUGCCCGAUGGAAGAGAUUAUAACUGGGGAGUGGAAGGGGGUAUGGGAUGAUGUUGGCUGCCUUCCUGAGGCAGGGGCAAGUGUAGAUGGAGUCAAUGGAUGGGAGGCUGGUUUGUGCGAUGGACCAAGCUGCCUUUCCAAUCCCAGGGCUGUGCAGCAUUGUCUUAAUGGAUGUGGUGCACAUGGUCUUGGUUCUUGUCCUGCCACAGUGAAGGCAUACAACCAUCAUGAACAAUAUCCUCAAACAGAGGUAAAUCAUUGCCAAUGUUCCUUGAUUGUCCAUUGUAGGUCUCAAUGUAACAUGAUUAAACCAUUAUAAACCAA